CACCAUGGAUCUCGUCAACCACCUCACCGACCGUCUCUUGUUCGCCGUGCCCAAGAAGGGCCGUCUUCACCAAGCAUGUAUCGAACUUCUCCACGGUUCCGACAUCCAGUUCCACAGACACUCGCGCCUCGACAUUGCCCUCGUUAAGAACUUCCCCAUCGCUCUCGUCUUCCUGCCCGCCGCCGACAUCCCUACUUUCGUCUCAGAGGGUCGCGUUGACCUCGGUAUCACUGGUCGCGACCAGGUCGCCGAGUACGAAGUCACUGAGCCCCCGACCGAGUCCACUGGUGUUGAAGAGGUUCUCGACCUGGACUUUGGCCGCUGCAAGCUUCAGAUCCAAGUUCCCGAGAAGGGCGAUUUCCAAGACCCAAAGUCUUUGGUCGGAAAGAACAUCGUCACCAGCUUCACCAACCUCGCCGAGGUUUACUUCAGAGAGCUCGAGGGCAAGAAGGCAGGAGAGAAGUUGAGCACCCACAUCAAGUAUGUCGGUGGCAGUGUCGAGGCCGCUUGCGCGCUGGGCGUUGCAGACGGCAUUGUCGACCUUGUUGAAUCCGGCGAGACUAUGCGCGCAGCAGGCCUCAAGGCCAUCUCGACUGUCCUCGAGACAACUGCUAUUUUGAUCCGCUCAAAGAAGCCCUCCAACCCUGACCUUGUCAACCUUAUCGCAACAAGAAUCCGUGGUGUCAUCACCGCACAAAAGUUCGUUCUCUGCACUUACAACGUCCAGCGCAGCAACCUCGACCAAGCAGCCAAGAUCACUCCUGGCAAGCGGGCACCCACCGUCAACAGCCUGGAAGAGGAUGGCUGGGUCGCCGUCUCUGCCAUGGUUGAGCGCAAGAAGAUUGCCAACGCUAUGGACGAGUUGACCGCCAUUGGCGCCUGCGACAUUCUUGUUACCAAGAUCGAGAACUCGAGAACCAUCUAGACGAGUUCGAGUCAUGUUCUGUGUGGAUGCAUCAUUACAAGUUAAGAAUGGGAAAAGUCUCGUAGGAGUUAUAUCAGGGAUAUACACAUGGGACAAGACCCACGAAUAGAACGAAAUCAAGUCAUUUCAUAAUCAACAUCCCAUCAUCUUUGUACCGGGUACAGAGCAGACAUCAAGAUGAAGUAUGGAGCAUGUCAAGAGGAAAAAAGGAUAGGAUUUUUUGAGACGGAUAGCCCUAACGCUGAACGCAGCAGUAAACACCAAACUAUGCCAGAAAAAGAAGCAACGACAACCUGAUGCCUUGCAAAUAGGUCGAAAAACAAAGAUGGGAUAUAAUUUGUGAGAAGAAAGACGUCAAGAAGAACGGAAUCACUCGCUCUCCUCGGCAGCAACCUCCUCCUUGUGCUUCUUUGACUUUUUCUUCUUCUUUUCCGAAACCUCUUCCUCUCCAUCC
Aureobasidium pullulans EXF-150 is the source of this 1379-nucleotide messenger RNA. Its product is annotated as ATP phosphoribosyltransferase. The coding region runs from base 5 to 925 and encodes 306 amino acids. The transcript has 5 exons. Gene Ontology annotation, molecular function: ATP phosphoribosyltransferase activity; magnesium ion binding. Lineage: Eukaryota; Fungi; Ascomycota; Dothideomycetes; Dothideales; Saccotheciaceae. Gene Ontology annotation, cellular component: cytoplasm. Gene Ontology annotation, biological process: L-histidine biosynthetic process. The record is from RefSeq and is a predicted model, not a curated record.